AUGGACGAGGGAGAGACAUUGCCGGUUCAGUCGCCUGAUCGUGUGCAAACGCUGCCAGUACAGACUCAGGGGCAGAUAGGAGCCCCACCUUCACACCUGGUAUUGAUUUCCAAUGAGGCCCUUCAGGCGCUCAUACGGGCCGCUGGGGCCAACCAAGCGGGGAAUGACGCUAGCAUGACUAGAGAGCAGAAAUUCAUCAGGGACUUUAGGAAGCAUGACCCUCUGACCUUCGAAGGGAAGAAAAUUGAUCCAAUGGCAGCAGAAGCAUGGGUAGAAGUGAUUGAAACCACAUUUGGGCAUAUGAAUUGCCCUGAGGAUACGAAAGUGAACUGUACCUCCUACAUGCUCAAAGGCGAGGUACACUUUUGGUGGAAAACUGCUCAAAGGACGUUGAAGGGUGGAGAGAAAGAUGAGGAACCAAUCUGUUGGCAUGAAAUGAAGAGGGCGCUUUUCCACAAGUACUUCCCACUGGUGAAUCAGUAUCAAAAUGAGGCCGCCUUCCUAAACCUGAGGCAAGGAAAUAAGACGGUUGAGGAGUACGAUUUGGAGCUGACCCGAUUGUCCGGAUUUGCACCAGAGCAGGUCGAUACGGAGAAAAAAUGGAUACGAAGAUUUAUUGCAGGUCUUCGAGAGGAAAUCUAG
Messenger RNA from Cucurbita moschata (crookneck pumpkin), 642 nucleotides. RefSeq lists its product as uncharacterized. The record is from RefSeq and is a predicted model, not a curated record. NCBI's taxonomy places the organism in Eukaryota, Viridiplantae, Streptophyta, Magnoliopsida, Cucurbitales, Cucurbitaceae. Bases 1 to 642 code for a protein of 213 amino acids. The transcript has 2 exons.